AUGCCGGCGGAGGGGACCCGGAUGGCCGGGCUGUGGGAGCGGGAGGUCGGCCGCCUCCGGCCCAAGCGCUUCGCCGACUCCGUCAGGGCCUCCGAGGACUUUGUGAAUUCCCUCGGCAUACAGAAGCGGCUGCAGGAGCACCGGGGCUGCGUCAACACCAUAAGCUUCAACAGCACGGGGAGCCUGCUGCUGUCCGGGUCGGACGACCGCACCGUCGUGCUGUGGGACUGGGAGCGAGCCAAGCCGGCCCUGCAGAUCCACACCGGCCACGAGAACAACGUGCUCCACGCGCAGUUCAUGCCCCUCUCGGACGACCGGAGCAUCGUCACCUGCGGCGCCGACGGGGAGGUGCGGUACGUGCAGAUAGAGGAAGGGGGCCGUGCGGUCGUGGAUCAGGUCGUCGAGACGGAGUAUGCGGUGCACAGGUUGGCCGUCGAGCCAGGGAGCCCCCACACCUUCUAUAGCGCCGGGCAAGAUGGAUCCGUGUGGCGCUUUGACCUAAGGGGGAAACAGUCGAAGGAGCUCUUUAAAGUUGGGGUGAUUUACGAUGAUGGUGUGAAUGAUGCCCUUGACCUCUACGCCGUGGCUGUAGACCCAAGAAAUCCAUAUCGUGUGGCAGUCUCUGGAUCCGAUGAGUUUGUGAGGUUAUAUGACACCCGUAAGUAUCUGCACGGGGAUUUCGGUUGCCCAAUUGAGUACUUCUGCCCUCCGGGUUUGAUUACUAAAAACGAAGAUGGAAUAACCGGUCUGGCAUUCUCGCAGACCGGCGAGAUAUUAGCGUCAUAUAGUUGUGACAAUAUCUACCUUUUUGAGAGAGAGCAUGGGUUGCACUUCAACGAUUUUAAGGUUGGCGUAUUGCCCCUGUUUGGUGAUGGUGUGGGUGCCGCCUUACCUCUUUAUAAAGACAAGCUGCCUGAACCUCAGUCUUUCGUGGGACACCAUAACAAGCAAACCGUUAAGGGUGUCAACUUCCUUGGUCCCAAUUGUGACUAUGUUGCCUCUGGAUCAGACUGUGGCCAUGUAUUUAUUUGGAGAAAGAAGGAUGGGGAGCUCAUGCGAGCGAUGAAAGGAGAUAAACGGAUCGUCAACUGUGUUGAACAGCAUCCUUCUGAGAUUGUUGUUGCAAGCAGCGGCAUUGCUACAGACGUCAAGAUUUGGGCACCUGGUGAUUGUGACCCCUCCAUGAUUGACUUUGAUGAGGACGACGCAGACACGUUCAUGUUCAGCAGCAUGAGCGACGAUGACUCAGACAUCUCGGACUUGAUGGACGAUUUUAUCUUUGCGCCCCCGGGCUCCGGCUCCUCCGAUGGGGAUGAUGAUGCUGAGGACACGGACGACGACGAUGAUGAUGAGGGCGAUGAAGAGGAGGAUGAGGAGGGCGUUACAUCAGACGGAGAUUCGGGCGACGAAGACGACGAGGGGGGUGGCGGCGCCGAAGACAUGAACGACGAUGAUUGA
Triticum turgidum subsp. durum (durum wheat) is the source of this 1458-nucleotide messenger RNA. The record is from the annotation of a GenBank genome assembly. Lineage: Eukaryota; Viridiplantae; Streptophyta; Magnoliopsida; Poales; Poaceae.